AUGUUAAUCACUCACAAAUACAAAUCAAUAAGAAAAACAGAUGGACAAAAAAAUCUAAUUUCAAUAAAUAACAUCAACAUACCAUCCAUCUUCCAACAUAUCAACCACAUAUCACAUCAAAAAGGUAGAAAUACACUAUUCAGAUUUUUCUCAAGGUCACUUCCUGGAAUCAACUAUGAACGUAACGUACCAUGCAAAAUCUGUAACAAUAUAAUCCGUGACCCAUACACUCACCUUUUUAUAGACUGUAUGCAAGUAAAAGAAAUAGAAAACAUAAUAAUUUCAACAUUCAACAAUCUCUCAUUCUUCAAGAUCAGAAAUUGGGAUCUCAAUUCACUAGAUAUUAGCAAAACAAAUAAAAAAGAAAGAAUCUACCCAAAUUUAAUCGGCAUAAUUAUACAUCAACUAUGGAGAAUAAUUUGUCACAAACUAUUCAAUCAAGACGAAUCUAAAUCUCCACCCUCAUUUGAUCCAACAUUAAUUGAAAAAGAACUAACCAACUUAAUUAAAAUAGAGAAAUUCAUUUUAAUAAAGAAGAUCGAAAGGAAUGAAACAAUAUACAAAUUAAAUAACAGAGACCAAUUAAUAAUCAACUUCAACACAUCAUGGCAUAACCCGAACACUCCAAACCCAAUUCCAUUAUAA
This is a messenger RNA of Dictyostelium discoideum AX4, 645 nucleotides long. RefSeq lists its product as hypothetical. The transcript has a single exon. NCBI's taxonomy places the organism in Eukaryota, Evosea, Eumycetozoa, Dictyosteliales, Dictyosteliaceae. The record is from RefSeq and is a predicted model, not a curated record. Bases 1 to 645 code for a protein of 214 amino acids.